Corylus avellana is the source of this 660-nucleotide messenger RNA. RefSeq lists its product as uncharacterized. The record is from RefSeq and is a predicted model, not a curated record. NCBI's taxonomy places the organism in Eukaryota, Viridiplantae, Streptophyta, Magnoliopsida, Fagales, Betulaceae.
UGAAGAGGCAAAGAAAUGUAGAGGGUACUACUACUACGACCAAGUUUGAAGGUGCAACAAUGGUGGAAACGUCAAUGACAAAGAAGAAGGCCAAGAGGGAAGUUGAGAAGAGGGAAGAGGAGGUGGGGAAGGUGGAGGAGGAGAGGAGGGAAUUAGGCAGAGAUCAGCCCCGGUUUGCUGUGGCAGAUUAUGAGAUGGGUUGGGAGGAGUACUACUGUCCGUGGCUGGGUGGUGCUGUGGAUGAGCAAAUGUCAUGGGGGUCCCUUUGGCUGCCGUUUUGGGAUGUUGAGUUUAUGUGUGAAGAUUAUAGUGCAUUCUUUGGUGAUGUUGCUUGGGAUGAUGAUAUUUGGAACGUGAGGGGUAUCAUGGAGGUACCAAAACCAUGAGAACAAGAAACACAGCUUUUUCUUUAUCUGCCUUUAUACAUGUUUCUUUUCGAUCUCUUCAAGUUGUGCUCGAGUCUUUUUAUACAAGAAAUUUCUAGUAUAUGGAGAACACACUACUUUAGAUAUUCCAAAUUAUUAGUUUGGCAUUACUUGAAAUCCUAUUAAUUCAUCAUCUUCCAGUUUGGCAGCCUACCAAAUUUUAUCUGCAAUUGGCUCAUGUUGUGGUUGGCUAUAUUGGCUUUCUUUAAUAAGGUCGCUAACACUCAUGCCAAAG